AUGUCAGCGGCGGUUGUCGCGCAAAAAGUAGCCGAACUGCGCGAUGAUGCGCAGACUAUAGCACAAGAGCAAAGAAACGAGACAGUGCGAGAGAUUUUCGAGCGCCUGGACGACAAUGGCAGCGGCUCGCUGGACCGAUCUGAAGUCCGAAGUUUGCUGCGGCAGCUCAACAAGGGCCAGCCGCCGACGGAGGAGGAGCUCACCUUUGUCAUGAAGAUGGCAGGUGAGGGGUCAGUGCAGCCAGGCAGGGCAAGAGCAGACACCAGAAGUCUUGAGAUUGGCAAGGACAAUCUUAUGUCUGCCGUGACGUGCUGGCGAAUCUACCAAUCCUCGUUUGCGGAUGACAAAAGCAUGGGCGUGAUCCUUUUCAAGAAGUUCGAUCCGGAGAGUACUGGAAGGCUAGAUCGGGAGCAGCUCAAGGCUCUACUCGAAGAGCUCAGUGCCGAAGAGGAGGUGACCGAGGAGGACGUAGAUUUCGUUCUUGAUCGUGCAGACAUUCUGCGAGAUGGUACGAUCUCAAAGAUGGAGCUGAACCAGGCAAUAGCUGCUUGGUACCAGCGACAGAACAUUAAAGUCAGCGAGCGUGCUUCACUAUCUCAACGGAGCUCGGUGUGCAACAUACUCUGA
Symbiodinium natans is the source of this 627-nucleotide messenger RNA. NCBI's taxonomy places the organism in Eukaryota, Dinophyceae, Suessiales, Symbiodiniaceae. The record is from the annotation of a GenBank genome assembly.